This is a messenger RNA of Arachis ipaensis, 930 nucleotides long. Its product is annotated as putative E3 ubiquitin-protein ligase ZFP1. Gene Ontology annotation, cellular component: nucleus. Lineage: Eukaryota; Viridiplantae; Streptophyta; Magnoliopsida; Fabales; Fabaceae. The record is from RefSeq and is a predicted model, not a curated record. Gene Ontology annotation, molecular function: ubiquitin protein ligase activity.
UAAGAAUCCUCGUUGGUUCUUUUGGAACAGUGUUCCUUUUCCUCUCUCUCUAUUUUACUUGAACAGCACGCGUAGAUCCUUUCUCGUAGCUUUGUCACUUGCUUGUCACCGUUGCCACACGCCGUGAGGUAUGAACACGUUGCCAUUGAUAUUUGUAUGGUGUUCGUUCUUGUUCGCAUUCUUUCUUUCUUUGUGUUGUUCAUUUUUCGCGUUUGAGAUACGAACACGUUGUCUUCAAUUUUUGGAUGGUGUUGGUUCUUGUUCGCAUUCUUUCUUUCUUCGUGUUCUUAAUUCUUAACGGUUCUUGAUUUUUGUACAAUGUUUAAAACUAAAAUAUUCUAUGCGAGCCACGGCAAUGGAUCGAAGGACACAAUGGAAUUUUCGCGCGAUUGAUUCGCAUUAUGUAUUUGAUAGUUCUGAAGUGCGUUUCAGGCAUGCUGGCCCUGUACCACACACAGGUCGGCAAAUGUAUCAACCCAAUAGAAGAGGACAUUCCAGAACAACUCUUCCCAUUGAGUUAGUCCAAGUUGAUGGUGUCGCAGUGCUUGUUAAUCAUUAUAUAGACACGGAAUUGCGCGUUGAAGAUAUGUCUUAUGAGGGAUUGAAUGCAUUGGGCCAGCAGAUUGGCCAUGUAAGCACUGGUUUAUCAGAGGAAAUAAUAACCAAUCAAAUGAAGACAAAAACAUAUUUAAUGGCUGCUAGUGCUGUUAAUUUGGAGGAGGCUGAUGUUUGUGUAAUAUGCCAGGAUGAAUAUGAGAACCAAGAUACCAUUGGAUUUCUUCCAUGUGGGCAUGAAUAUCAUGCUGAUUGUUUAAGGAAAUGGUUGCUUGUGAGAAAUGUCUGCCCCUUGUGUAAAUCAGAAACAUUCAUUCUAGGGAUGUAAAUCGAAAAGAAAUGAUUGUUAGAAAGAUAAACAGAGGAGUGUACUUU